CAACGAUCCGAGAGUUGCUCGCGAACUCCACGCCGGCGAUCAUCGAGAGAGGCGAGCGACGCUCUACAUGUGACACUGUCUGUCUGCGUUUGUUUGCUUAUCUGCCAUUUUGUCAGAAUUAUUUAUUUUACUUAAAAAAGAACCUGUACCCCGCUCGAGGCGCUUCACUUUCUCGGACACGUGCAUCGUAACUGUAUAUAAAACGCGCGAGUCAAUCGUGGAGUCGGCAACAUGCGUAACCUGUUGUUGAUAGCCUUGCUUGGAUUGGCCCACGGCCAAUUUUCCCCGGAGCCGGAGAAGGUCUUGAGUUACUCGCAAGAUCUUGGCGAUACCCGCGGACAUUAUUCCUUCGCUUAUGAAACGGCGGGCGGAAUCAUCCAGCAAGAGACCGGCAGUCGCAAGUACGCCGGCACCGAAGACGAGACGCAGCUCAUCCAGGGCUCCGUUCAGUACAACGCCCCGGACGGAACCCCUAUCUCCAUAAGCUGGACCGCCGAUGAAUUCGGCGCCCAGGUGGCUGGUUCCCAUCUCCCCACCCCGCCGCCCGUCCCACCGGAAAUACAACGUGCCCUGGACUGGCUUGCUAAACAACCUACGACCCCGGAACCGAUCGAGAAGGACAGGCCGACGCAGAAUGCUGUGCCUCGUGACAAUCGCCCGCAGAGACUCUUCUCGAAUAAACGAAAUUAAAUGCGCGCCCUUAAAUUAAAUCCAUCCACAACAUCCCAUAUAUUUACCGCAUCGUGUGAUGUGACAUCCAAUAAACUCGUAUUUUUGUAGAUA
This is a messenger RNA of Cataglyphis hispanica, 783 nucleotides long. RefSeq names its product endocuticle structural glycoprotein SgAbd-4-like (gene CPR17). The record is from RefSeq and is a predicted model, not a curated record. Gene Ontology annotation, cellular component: chitin-based extracellular matrix. Gene Ontology annotation, molecular function: structural constituent of chitin-based larval cuticle. The transcript is spliced from 2 exons. Lineage: Eukaryota; Metazoa; Arthropoda; Insecta; Hymenoptera; Formicidae. The coding region runs from base 232 to 690 and encodes 152 amino acids.